AUGGUGGGCAAGCACAGGCUACAAUACAGUUGGUCAUGGAAGAAAUGCGUCAGCUGCGAGAAAAGCAGCGUACUACAGACAGAUAACAAGAUGCAUGAACUUGUGAAGGAAAACGAACAGUUAUGGGAGCAGGUGACUUUAUUACGUGCACAACACAAUCGUCAACAGCAGGUGGUGACAAAGCUGGUGCAGUUCCUUGUUGCAAUGAUGCAGCCGAAUUCAACGGUGGCGAAGCGUGUCAUGAAGAGAGGAGUGUUGGCAAUUGACGAGCCACCCCAAAAGCGUAUGAGAAUGAACCAAAACCUAAAUUCGAACAACACGUCUAAUCUGACCGACAUUCUUGAUCGGCUUCAAAGAGAAAUGCUGGAUAUUGGUGGUAUUCGUGGUGUUGCUGCUGCUGCCAGUCGCGCUGAUGGCCCAAUAAUUGCUGAUGUGACGGACGAAUGGGUCCCAGGUUCUUCUUCUGGUAGCCCUCAGGGACAGGCACAAAGAAAUAAGCAACCGUUUGGCAGCAACGCAUACAAUAUGUCUUCGAAUAUGCAAAUGGCUCCAUCAACAUCUACCAACAAUUCUUCCACAUCUGUCGGUUUGAACACUCCGAGAAGGGCCCAAAAUGGCGAAACUCCGGCCGCUAUUUCUGGAGCGGCACAG
This is a messenger RNA of Ostertagia ostertagi, 651 nucleotides long. The record is from the annotation of a GenBank genome assembly. NCBI's taxonomy places the organism in Eukaryota, Metazoa, Nematoda, Chromadorea, Rhabditida, Trichostrongylidae.